This is a messenger RNA of Linum tenue, 2195 nucleotides long. The record is from the annotation of a GenBank genome assembly. NCBI's taxonomy places the organism in Eukaryota, Viridiplantae, Streptophyta, Magnoliopsida, Malpighiales, Linaceae.
GCUUUACCCUUUUCCCCCCUUUUCCCCUAUCAGCGGUUGCCCAAAUCUCUCUACUCUGCGUCUCUGCCCCUUGCUUUCACUCCCUUCGUUCCGGUGUCCUUCCACCAGUUCACGACCACCAAAACAUCACAAGUUUCCCGAACUCUUUUCUAAGGAAAUGCUUGAAGUCCAAUGAAGUAAUGGGCGACACGAAGAGAGAAGAUUGAAUGUCAGAACACUACGAAAUCAGCCGAAAAGGGGAAGCAGAAGAAGAACCCAGCGAAAAGGAGCAAGCUUUCUCUCAUUCCUAAUGUCCCCACCAAGGAAAGGAGCAAGCAACUUGCUUCUCCUGCUGCUGCUGGCGAUUCUGAGCUGCAGAUUCGCGGAAUCGGCCAUCGGGGUGAACUGGGGAACAGUGUCUUUUCACCGGCUGAAGCCGUCGACGGUGGUGGAUCUGUUGAAGGAGAACAAGAUUGGAAAGGUGAAGCUAUUUGAUGCGGACCCGGGUGCACUGGAAGCACUGAUGGGGAGUGGGAUUCAGGUCAUGGUGGGAAUUCCUAACGAGCUGCUCUCCACCAUUAGUUCUUCGGUUUCAGCUUCUGAUUUGUGGGUUCGCCAGAAUGUUUCUAGGUACAUGGUUAAAGGAGGUGCUGAUAUCAGAUAUAUAGCUGUGGGAAAUGAGCCAUUCCUCACGAGCUACUCUGGCCAAUUCCAAACAUAUGUCAUGCCUGCAUUGCUAAACCUCCAACAGUCUCUAACCAAGGCUAAUCUCGCUGGAUAUGUGAGGCUAGUCGUCCCUUGCAAUGCUGAUGCAUACGAGUCUCCUUCUCUCCCUUCCCAAGGAGCAUUCCGUCCAGAGCUCACUCAGAUCAUCACUCAACUUGUCUCUUUCCUCAACUCCAAUGGCGCUCCCUUUGUAGUCAACAUCUACCCAUUUCUCAGUCUCUACGGCAACUCAGAUUUCCCCCAAGACUAUGCUUUCUUCGAGGGGACCACCCAUGCUGUCACUGAUGGACCUAAUGUCUACACCAAUGCCUUUGAUGGCAACUUCGACACCUUAGUGUCGGCACUCACCAAACUCGGGUAUGGCCAAAUGCCUAUUGUCAUUGGAGAGGUAGGGUGGCCAAGUGAUGGAGCUCCUGGUGCAAAUCUCACUGCUGCAAAAGUAUUCAAUCAAGGGUUGAUCAACCAUGUUGUGGGAAACAAAGGUACCCCUCUUAGACCCGGUUCGCCUCCCAUGGAUGUCUAUAUCUUCGGUCUACUCGAUGAAGGUGCCAAGAGCGUGCUUCCUGGGAACUUCGAGAGGCACUGGGGGAUCUUCUCAUUCGAUGGUCAAGCUAAGUAUGCCUUGAAUCUAGGCCAGGGAAACAAGAAUCUGAAGAAUGCAGAGAAUGUUGAGUACCUUCCUUCGAGGUGGUGUGUGGUGGAUUCGUCGAAAGACUUGACUAAUGUGGCAAACCACAUGAGGAUCGCUUGUAGUGUUGCCGAUUGCACGACGCUGAACUAUGGAGGGUCGUGCAACGAGAUUGGGGUGAAGGGGAAUAUUUCCUACGCAUUUAAUAGUUUCUACCAGUUGAAGAUGCAGGACGAGAGGAGUUGUGAUUUUGACGGCCUUGGUAUGGUGACUUUCUUGGACCCUUCUGUUGGUGAGUGUAGGUUUCUUGUUGGUGUUACCGAGACCAAAGGUUCUUCAUCGUCGAAAUCAUCUUCGAGUUUUAUCGGGUCUCGUAGAUGGAUGAUAAGUAUUAUAGUAUUGUUCAUCUGGGCAGUCCAGUUGUUAAUGAUGUGAGAAACUAAGUUUUGUGAGUGGAUUUUGGUUGGUCCCCCUCUUACAGAACUUGGUAGCUAGAGAUAGGGAGAAGCGAGAAGGAUAAAAGGAGAGAACUUUAGUUUUAGUAGGUACAUAUAUUAACAUUAAAAAUGAUUGCAGGGUGUUACUAUAUUGAUAGUGCGAAUGUUCACUGUUGUAGGAAAAAGGAAAGGAGCAAACAUACUCAUUGUGUAUUCGAUGAAUUACUAUGCAUUGAAAUCAUUUUAGUGUUAGUUAUUUUUGUUCCUCUCAGGAAGCUGCUUUUACCAGUCUCCUUUCUACUCGAUGGAGGUACUUGUGGUGCUUGUUCCUCAUAUAGACUUCAGUGUCUCAUUCUUCCCAUUUAGGUUACUGUAUUACCUACGUGUAUGCUUAACGUACAAAUAUGCAAGACAGUCUUAGUAGG